AUGACUGGUUCAGGAUCACCUUGUGGAGCUUGCAAAUUUUUGAGAAGAAAAUGUGUAAGGGGAUGUGUAUUUGCACCAUAUUUUUGUCAUGAACAAGGUGCUACUCAUUUUGCAGCAAUUCAUAAGGUUUUUGGGGCAAGCAAUGUUUCAAAACUUCUUGCUCAUUUACCUGUUAGUGAUCGUAGUGAGGCCGCCUUAACUAUUUCUUAUGAAGCUCAAGCUAGGCUCCAUGACCCUAUUUAUGGUUGUGUUUCACAUAUUUUUGCCCUCCAACAACAGAUUGUAAAUUUACAAGCACAAUUAGCAGCUUUAAAGCAAAUACAAGCAGCACAAGGCAUAUAUAAUGGUAAUUCUACCCAAAACCCUAAUAAUGAAAGAUCGUGUUCUAACUACCCACAAGAUGUUCAAAGCUGGUUGCAAUCUGAGUACCCAAAUAUGGUUCCUUCUUUUAAUCCAAACAAUUUCAACAGUAGCUCAGAAUCAUCAAAAAUUUAUGGAUCAAAUCAAAGCCAUAAUAAUGGGUUUAGUUCAAUGGUUGGAUUACAAGAUGAUCAAGAUGCAUCUUUUCCUGGUUUUGAAGGUUCUUCUUCUCAUCACUCAGCUUCAAUGGCGGCUUCUCUUGAUUUUUCGAGUAAAUCGAAAUGGCCUUACCAAGAUUCAGAUGAUCUUCACUCAAUGGCUUUUGGUUAUCCCCAACAUUCAUGA
Molecule: messenger RNA, 705 nt
Organism: Amaranthus tricolor (Joseph's coat)
Lineage: Eukaryota; Viridiplantae; Streptophyta; Magnoliopsida; Caryophyllales; Amaranthaceae
Product: LOB domain-containing protein CRL1-like
Exons: 2
Coding region: 1-705 (234 amino acids)
Biological process (GO): positive regulation of DNA-templated transcription; hormone-mediated signaling pathway
Cellular component (GO): nucleus
Source: RefSeq, a predicted model, not a curated record